AUGGAGCAGUUGGAAUCGGAACUGUCCGCGCAGCUUCAGGCUUUGAGGACUGAAAUUGAAGAGAAGGAGAUUUUACAUAAUACAUCCUCAAAACCAUACAGCUCCAUCCAUAUUCCAAAAGAUGUGUCUUACUUUCGUAUGGAGAGGCAACAGGUGCUCCUCAAAGGACUGCAGGUUUCAUCCAUAAAGCCUGUUGUGUCACAAGCAGAAGUGACUCAGAGGGAGCUGGAGAGCUGCCUGAUCCAAGAGUACACACCUGAAAGUUUACCCUUACUACUGCAUCAGUUUUACACAGAUCAAACUUUCAAACUGGCACAAUGCAAAUAUCAACUGAUGCUCAGAUGGAGGAGAUUCGGCCAUCAUUCCACUGUCCUGGAAAAACGAUAUCCUCAAUAUAAGAAGCAGAUCACACACAUGACUUAUGAAUUUGAGGAUUCUGUGCAUCGUGCUCGUCGUCUCGCCGUGUCCAGAGAGAAGGUGCUGGCCGGUGUGGAGAGUCCCAUCAGUGUGGUCACACAAGAAGAUGUCAUCAUUUACCUGCAGUGGCUUAUUUGCCAUCUGCACUCUGUCAAAACCGUCCACAGCUUCCUGCAUGUGCUUCAUUAUCUCCCUUUAACUGAAUGGAAUAAUGAACAGAUGUCCAGUGUUGAAGAUUUGACCUGUCCUGCCUAUUUUUCAGGGGUAAUUGCUUCAAUGUCAGAUAUUCCCUUGCACUCCAUCAAAACAGAGGAUUUCAAAACCCAGUUGGAGUUUCUCCUGUCACAUUACAACAUCCAAUUUAAUAUCCACACCAUCAAGACAACAGCAGAUGAGAUGGAGCUGUACAGUAUGGUUAGUCACAUGUUCAGGAUAGUGUUUAGAAGCCAGGAGGAGAUGAAGACUUUCCUGCAGUACGACAGCACUGAAGCUACAGAGAGGAAGUGGGGGAGGAAGAGCCCAAAUAUGGCUCUCAGGAAAGAGUCCAACUGGAUUCCGCACAUUCAUGUGAAACCAAAACGAGAUCCAUGGCAACAAAAACAAAUGGCCAAACUUAAGGAGCUCAGAUCAAUGGAUGAACUACUUCACAUGCACAGCAAGUUCCUUGAGGAGUCAGAUCUACAUAUAGUGACUGAUGCUUUGAAGCAGUAUGCUGCAUCUGUCUGUCAACAAGACAUCACAAAACCUCCAUCCAUCAGCACAGGACUCCAAGAGACAUUCAAAGAUACAUCUAAAAUGUGGAGAAGCAUUUAUAACAGAGAAAACAUGUUUCAGGUGGCCUUGAAGGUUCGUUCAUCUAAGCAUGGAAACCAAAAACACAAUGAGAAAAAGAAUAAUCGUGGUGCUUAUGAUCUUGAGGAAAAUGAAGAUAUUGAGGACAGUUCCAAUGAUCCUGUAUCAUCCAGAGGAGCGUUUGUGUGUUUAAUCUACCUGCGACACCUCAGGAUCAGAGAACUGAAGCGUACGUGUCUGAGCAUGCUAAACUACUUGCGGUCAGUGGAGAGGACUCUGACGAUGGAUGCAGCAGGUCUGGAGAUGGUUGAAGGUGAUCUGGUGAGCAGUGUGGAGAAGACGGGCUGGAUGAGUGCUGCUCAAGGAGGUGACAGCUCUACAGGAGCUCUCAGAUUACAAAACUACAUCUACAACAGUCCCGUUGACUACAAGGUUCACUGUGCCGAGUUCAUGGAGUUUCCUGAGGUGGAGAAUCUCCAUGACUACUACAGCACUGAUGGGAGCUUCAUCCACACGCAGGACCAGCGAGGUCUCUACAUCAUCUAUGAUGCGGCUCUGGUGGAUCUGAAAGAGUUGGAGCAUCAUCUGUUACUCACAGCAUCCCAUUUCAUUCAGAAGAACAGAGAGUCAUAUGCAUCUAAAGAAUUUUUAGCUGGGAUGGAUGUAGAUCGGUUGGCUGUUCUUUUGGACACCUGGACGUGUGAAGUAGAUUUUCUGGAGCACAAAAUACAGCUGUUGAAUUGCUAUUUGGAAGCUUAUCAGCAUGUCACAGAUCCAGAGGAACGGUUUAGCAUUGCUCAGGUCAUCACAGACAUCAUGCACAAAAGACCACAGAUGGAUUUCACAGCUGGAUACUUUGCACAAGCUUACAGGGAUGCGAUUGUGUGUCUGCAGAGCCACCAACAACUCAUAAAACUAGUGCUGAACAAUCAAAUUGAUGAGCAGAGACAGUAUCUGGAGAGAAUAUGGAGAGAGGGACAGAAUGGUUGUCCUAGUGAAUACGGGCUGCCACCAAAUUACAUCCCGAAGCAUUUGGUAUCAAUUGGUGGAAGCUGGCCUGCUUUGAAGAGUGUGUAUUUAUUGGAGAUACAUCCGUCCUUGUGUUUGGCAUCUCAGCUGUACAAUGCUCUUGAUCGUGUCUGUGUUGAACUGUAUGAGCUAAACAGAGCUAAAACAGCAUCUGAGAGAGUCAAACUUGAGCAAAGGCUCUUGAAAAUGGCCCUGCAUCACUGGAACACCCUUGCCACUCCUGGUGCCACCUGCAGUUCUCAGAUCCAGAGAGAUUUAUUCUCAGAUGUGUUCAUUGAAGACCCUCUCCUGGCCAGAGAGCUCGCUAUAUCUGUUGUGAGAUGUGCUGAGGAACAGGAGAGAAAACAAGGCAAAGAAAGACAGAUGUUUAUGGUGAAGACGUUCUGUACACUGCUAGAACUCAUCACAAUCCGUCACCGCAUCAUUCAAUCAGCAUCAGAGACCGAGCGUCUGUCCCAGUUAUAUAAAUCAAUUGCCAGCAUGAUGGGCUUUGAUCAGUUUCAUUUAUACAUGCGGCCGGUGCAGUUUGAGUUUGCUGUGAAGAAAGAGAUACCAAGACAACUUCCUGUGUUUAUGACAGCUCUUCAGGAGGACAGUCAGUGUGUUGACAGGUAUGUCCCUACUAACCUGCCAUUGGCCAUCCAGGAACUUGAUGAGAAUCAUAUUGGCAAGUUUAGCUAUCAAUCUAACGAGGCUGUCUUACAGCUAAUGAAUCCGUCCAGCCUGGAGAACAUGCAAGUGGUCCUGGUUUGUCAGAUGGUACAGAAGAACGCACUGAUUGGAGCAAUUAAACAGGCGUUGCUUUGCUGUUGGGCAGAGAAGUUUGGUCCAUCCACAGAACCAAGAGCCCAGCCACAUCAUCAUGACAGAUCCACUUCUACUGGAGCACAAAGACAUGCGUUGGCUACUAAAAACAGGCUUGCAGGUGCGUUUGUGUCCAUUCAACUGGAGAAAGUGGCUCUUCGAGAUGAAAUGCUGAAUGCAUUUAUAAAGAACAAAGAACAUACACUGAAGUUAAGCUCUGUACGCAGAGGUGGCUAA
Messenger RNA from Myxocyprinus asiaticus (Chinese sucker), 3279 nucleotides. RefSeq lists its product as uncharacterized. Bases 1 to 3279 code for a protein of 1092 amino acids. The record is from RefSeq and is a predicted model, not a curated record. The transcript has 24 exons. NCBI's taxonomy places the organism in Eukaryota, Metazoa, Chordata, Actinopteri, Cypriniformes, Catostomidae.